Molecule: messenger RNA, 1035 nt
Organism: Punctularia strigosozonata HHB-11173 SS5
Lineage: Eukaryota; Fungi; Basidiomycota; Agaricomycetes; Corticiales; Punctulariaceae
Exons: 4
Coding region: 1-1035 (344 amino acids)
Source: RefSeq, a predicted model, not a curated record
AUGAGCGUCGAGACCCCCCGCGUCCCCCCGUCGCCAGGCGUCGCCGCGAGGCGAAAGGGGCCUAAAGCACCCCCAAAACUCCCCUUGUCCGCGUUCAGCCCACCCAACACAGGAACCAGCGAUAAGUUCCCGUUGCCCCCCAGCCCGAGCACGGUCCACCCGGACGUGAUCAUCGAUGCCCACGUAUCAGUACCUGCCACCUACCUCGCCCAAUGGAAGCAGAGUGCUGGAGAACACCUUGGCGGCCAAUCGGGAGGUGUGGUCCUCACGUUGAAGAGCAAUGACCAGGCGCAAGUCGACCAGGCUCUGCACUUGCAAGGAUCCGGGACAUCCGAUCCUCCCGUCCUCUCGUAUCUGCUCCCAUACACUCCUGAGACAGCAUCUGUCCAAUCGCAGAUCCCAGUGGGAUACACAGUCGCCUUCACGGAGAAUACAGCCGACAGCGUCAACUCACUGAAGGAGGUGCUGAAGACCGGUCGAACAGUCGAUAUCGAUGUGAGCGUGGAUCUGAAGGACGGCGAAGCCGGCUGGGAAGCUCUCGAGGAUUACCUCACGAAAGCCACAGAGGAUGGCCCAUCGAGCAAGCUUGUUCUUUGCAGUGUUCUUCCCCCACCGCAUGACCUGACAUUACCUCUCGUCAAACUACUCACGCACCCUUCGUACAACACAUAUCAGUCACGAUGCGCUGCUUUGUCGCUGUUCCCUAAUGCCUACGUCAAGUUCCUUCCGCCUUCCUGGGAUGCGCCCACGCCGCCCACGCCUCCUCCGACGGCAGACCCACAAGCCACACAGGAUAGCAAGGAAAAGAAGGAAUGGAAGCGCCGCAUCAAGAUGUACCUUGGGCCCGCCCUCGAGGCGUUUGGUUUCGAGCGAAUCAUCUUCGGAACUUCCCCGGCCUCGGGCUCUACCGCUCAGUCGAGUGCGGGCGACUGGUACGAGCUCGCACGGGAAUCGUUCGCGGAGCUCGGCGUUGAACAAGAAGCGAUCGACGCGGUAUUUGGCGGAAAUGCGAAGCAAGUGUACGGCAAAGCUUGA